UAUAAGUCUGGUCGUUUCCAUUUCAAGAAAUUCUCAUCAGAUCAACACUGCCUGAGGAUUAACCAACCAAAAUGCCGCCGGUCAAUUUUCGGAUAGCUGUCGGUCUUCCCCAUGAAGAUAUUACGCAUCCUGGUGCGAUUAAGGCUGCAUUAGCGGAGUUCAUCAGUACGGCCAUUUUUGUUUUCGCCGGAGAAGGUUCUGGUAUGGCCUUUAACAAACUGACGGAUGAUGGGAGUAGCACACCGGCUGGAAUUAUUAUGGCUUCAUUAGCACAUGCAUUUGGUCUUUUUAUUGGAGUAGCUACCGCAGCUAAUAUCUCCGGCGGCCACGUGAACCCUGCUGUCACUUUUGGUGCUUUUGUUGGUGGUAAUAUCACUCUCCUUCGUGGCAUUCUCUAUUGGAUUGCUCAGCUCCUUGGUUCCACUGUUGCUUGCUUGUUGCUUAAGUUUUCAACUCAUGGCAUGACAACAUCGGCAUUUGCAUUAUCCUCCGGGGUGAAUGUGUGGAACGCACUAGUGUUCGAGAUAGUAAUGACCUUCGGUCUAGUAUACACAGUAUAUGCAACAGCCAUUGAUCCUAGAAAGGGUCAACUGGGGACUAUUGCGCCCAUAGCCAUUGGUUUCAUUGUCGGAGCCAACGUUUUAGCCGGCGGAGCAUUCGAAGGAGCAUCAAUGAACCCAGCCGUGUCAUUUGGACCUGCUUUGGUUAGUUGGGACUGGACUCAUCAUUGGGUUUACUGGGCAGGACCUUUGAUUGGAGGUGGACUAGCCGGACUUAUCUACGAAACAAUUUUCAUUUCUCGCACUCAUGAACCAGUACCAAGUCCAGAAUUCUGAAGGAAAAUAUUGGAGUAUGAAUUGAUUGGUUGUGGUUCUUUCAUUUCCAAUUUUUCCAUUUUGUGUUAUGUGGGAUUUCAUUGUUGUCGUUGGAAUUCAUUUUUUUUUACUAUUCUCAGUUGGAUCAUGGUUUAAUUUAUGUGUGAUUAUCUUAUUUUUCUUACGGUUGGAUAAUUCCCAUGAUCAUGUAUCUUAUUGAGAUGGUUCUAUUACCCCUGUCACGUAUGUUCCUCUCCUGUGAUUCUUUUCAUGAUUUUACGAGUGCCUUUGAUUUUGUUCUAUCCCUAA
Molecule: messenger RNA, 1124 nt
Organism: Jatropha curcas
Lineage: Eukaryota; Viridiplantae; Streptophyta; Magnoliopsida; Malpighiales; Euphorbiaceae
Product: aquaporin TIP1-1
Biological process (GO): transmembrane transport; water transport
Cellular component (GO): plant-type vacuole membrane
Molecular function (GO): water channel activity
Source: RefSeq, a predicted model, not a curated record